AUGUAUAUAAACAGUCAUGCGAGCAGUCUUCCUAGUGCUCUACCAACAUUUUUUACUGAACACGAUUUAGAUAAGAUGUCUGAUUAUGUAUUUGAUACUUAUGAUCUUAAUGGAACAGGUAUGCUAACAUUCGAAGAAUUUGCUGAAGCUUAUUUAAUGCUCACUCAUCAUCCUGAUAUGUCAAAAGAUGGUAUAACAUUUCGCGAUCGAUUUAACUAUCUUUUAGAUCAAGACAAUUCAACGCCUGGUUUCAUAACACAAGAACAAGGUGAACGAGUAUUUAAUCGUCUCAAUAGAUAUAACAAUUGGCUAAAAUCGAAAGAUACAACAUCAGAUGAAUGGUCGAAGCCAGCGUCGACUGUUUGGGAAUCUCACUGGAGCAAACUGGGUGACGAGAGUGGUCGCGUACCAAAAGAAAAGUUUGUCGAUUAUAUCACUAAUUCAAACGAUUAUAAACACCAUUUCGAUUCUGUUGCAACCUAA
Adineta steineri is the source of this 483-nucleotide messenger RNA. NCBI's taxonomy places the organism in Eukaryota, Metazoa, Rotifera, Eurotatoria, Adinetida, Adinetidae. The record is from the annotation of a GenBank genome assembly.